Cinclus cinclus is the source of this 3096-nucleotide messenger RNA. RefSeq names its product zinc finger protein 652 (gene ZNF652). NCBI's taxonomy places the organism in Eukaryota, Metazoa, Chordata, Aves, Passeriformes, Cinclidae. Gene Ontology annotation, cellular component: nucleus. Gene Ontology annotation, biological process: regulation of transcription by RNA polymerase II. Gene Ontology annotation, molecular function: RNA polymerase II transcription regulatory region sequence-specific DNA binding; DNA-binding transcription factor activity, RNA polymerase II-specific. The record is from RefSeq and is a predicted model, not a curated record.
AUGCGCAUGGCCCCCCCCUCACCUGCGGCCCUCAGGUGGAGCAGCGGCGGGAAAGGGGCGGGAGCGCGGGAACGGCGGCACCGGGGCGCAUGCGCACAGCGCCGCCUCUCCCCCCCUCUCACCGCACCGACCUGUGCGCGCUCCCGCGGCCUCUCCGUGCGCGUCACCGCCACCGCCGCCUCGCCGUCCGUGCGCGCCCCCGCGCGCGCGCACUCGCCGCCCCCCCCUUGUCCUACGGGGUGUUUCCCCCCUCCCUUCACGGCAGUGCGCGUUCCCUCCCCGCCUCCGAGCGCGCUCCCGCACACGCGCACUCACUCACUCACCCCCCCCCCCCCCACCCCCCCUUCAACCUUCCCGGCCCUUCAAACGCGGCCUCGGCCCGCGCGCGCUCCCGCCUGCCUCUCCCCCCCCCCGCCGAACCCCCGUGCGCGCUCCCGCCGCACACCGAUCCGUCAUUCCCCCCCCUCCUCUCCCCACAUACACACAGCACCGAGCCCCGCGCGCGCGCGCGCCCCCGCGAGGACCGGCGGCGGCUGCGGCGGCGGCCACGUAGCGCUGCGGCGGCGGCCGAGGGGCAGCGGGACCCGCGUCCGCUCGCCCGCGGCGGCGGCGGCAGCGCCUGGGCCUGAGCGCCGGCCCCGGGCCGAGGCGGCGGCGGCGGCGGCCACCGGACUCGGGGGGCUCUACCGGGGGCUCUGCGCGGGGUUGGAGACUCUGCUCGGGGUCCGGGGGUAUCCCCCAGGAUUGGAGGUUCUGCCCGGGGUCUGGGGGUUCUGCCCGGGAUCGGGGGCUCUGUCUGGGGGCUCUGCCCGGUAUCGAAGGCUCUCCCCGGGGCUGGAUUCUCUCCCCGGUGUCCCCGGGGCUCUGUGUCCCCUCCCCGCGGUCCCGGGGCUGUAUCACCUGCCUGGGCGAGGGAAGGGGAAGGGAAGCGAUAGUGGCGUCUCGGCGGGUUUAACAGAAUUACACGCACAAAAAGAAACCAACCUUGAUUUGGAAACCCACCUUGGGUUUGGUGGAAGGACCACGUGGCGCUUCCUGCAGGAGGAAGUGGCAGCGUCCCGGGCAAAUUCCAGCCUGGAAAACCGCGGGGGAGAUGUGGAUGGGCAAACUGAUACUAUAAAAUGCUCGAGGGCUCCGCUUCCUGCCGAGGAUCCCUCCCUGCCCUGCCCCUGCCGUGAUCCCGAACCUCACCCCAGCCCGUCCAGGACCCCCGACCCCGCCGGGCUCCCAUGGAAGAGGCGCCGGGCCGGAGCAGCCCCCCCGAGCCGCAGCCCCGCGGGACGGAGGGCGCCCCAUGAGCCCCCCCAGAUGAGCCAGGCAGCCAAGGGCGAGCCCCCACCCGGGGCCGGCAUGGCACAGGAGGGGCCACCUGCCUUCUACCCCGGCCAGGAGCUCGACCUGUCCACCAAGGUGUACAAGAGGGAGUCAGGGAGCCCCUUCUCGGUGCUGGUGGACAGCAAAGUGAGCAAAGGCCACCUCCACGAGAGGGAGGAGCAGCCGUUUUUCAGGGAGAGCAGAGCGGUAGGAGAGGUCCGGGCUGUGAAAGAAGACAGGGAAAACUCUGACGACUCUGAGGAGGAGGAAGAGGAGGAAGAUGAAGUGACUUACAAAAGGGAGCAGAUUAUAGUGGAGGUAAACCUUAACAACCAAACCUUAAAUGUGUCCAAAGGGGAGAAGGGUGUCCCCUCCCAAUCCAAAGAGACUGCUGUCCUUAAGAGCAGCAGUGAGGAAGAGGAGGGUGACAGUGGGGAAGAGGCCACGGAAGACAGUAAUGAUUAUGAGGAGAAUGAGAGGCAGAAGAAAAAGGAGAAAAGAGUGGAGAAGGUUAGUGUUGGCCAGAGGAGAAGCAGGAGAGCAGCCUCGGCCGCGGCCGCCGCCGCCUCCCCGGCGCCCAGAGCGACGCGGGGGCGCAGAAAGAGCGCAGAGCCCCCAAAACGUAAGAAGAAAACUGCAAAGGAGCCCAAGGCACCUGUGCAGAAAUCAAAGUGUGAAGAGAAGGAGACUCUGACCUGUGAGAAGUGCCCCAGGGUGUUUAACACACGCUGGUACCUGGAGAAGCACAUGAACGUCACCCACAGGCGGAUGCAGAUCUGCGACAAAUGUGGGAAGAAAUUUGUGCUAGAGAGUGAGCUGUCCCUCCACCAGCAAACUGACUGUGAAAAAAACAUCCAGUGCGUGUCCUGCAACAAAUCCUUCAAGAAGCUCUGGUCCCUCCACGAGCACAUCAAGAUCGUGCACGGCUACGCCGAGAAGAAAUUCUCCUGCGAGAUCUGCGAGAAGAAGUUCUACACCAUGGCCCACGUGCGCAAACACAUGGUUGCCCACACCAAGGACAUGCCCUUCACCUGUGAGACCUGUGGGAAGUCCUUCAAGCGCAGCAUGUCCCUCAAGGUGCACUCCCUGCAGCACUCGGGGGAAAAACCCUUCAGGUGUGAGAACUGUGACGAGAGGUUCCAGUACAAGUACCAGCUGCGCUCCCACAUGAGCAUCCACAUCGGGCACAAGCAGUUCAUGUGCCAGUGGUGUGGCAAGGACUUCAACAUGAAGCAGUACUUUGAUGAGCACAUGAAAACCCACACAGGAGAGAAGCCCUUCAUCUGCGAGAUCUGCGGCAAGAGCUUCACCAGCCGGCCCAACAUGAAGCGGCACCGGCGGACGCACACCGGGGAGAAGCCGUACCCCUGCGACGUCUGCGGCCAGCGCUUCCGCUUCUCCAACAUGCUCAAAGCCCACAAGGAGAAAUGUUUCCGUGUCACCAGCCCCGGCGCCAGCCCCGGCCCCGCUCUGCUCCCCGGCCCCGCUCCCGCUCCCUGCCCGGCCCCUCCGGCCGCGGGCGCCGCGCUGGGGCUGGGUCCGGCCGCGCCCCCCCGGCCCGUCCCGCACCCCUACGGCCCCCUGGCCCUGCAGCCCCACGGGCAUCACCCCCACGGGCAUCACCCCCAGCACCUGCCCGUGCCCCCCGUGCCGCACCUGCCCCCUCCUCCUGCCCUGUUCAAGAGCGAGCCCCUGAACCACCGCGGCCACGGCCACGGCCACGGCGGCAGCGACGGCUUCCUGAGGCACCUGGAGAAGGCCAGCCCGGCACAGCCGCACUGA